AUUGAGUAUUUAUUUCCUGCGUCGAAUGGUUUUUAAGGAUGUUUUGAAGACAUAGAAUUUGUCUAUUAAAAUCUAAACGAAGAAUAAGUAACACAUUACUCACACACUUCGCUUUAAAAUGUGUGUAUUAAAAUAUAUAGCCAUUUAUACGUGACUAUUUCUAAACCUUCAUGCAAUUGCAGAAAACAUCUGAUUUUCGUCCAAUUCAACAAAUUUAUAUCGUGUGGAUUAAAUGACGUCUCCAAAUAAUUCUCCAACAAACCCAACGGAGAAAGAAGUGGAAAGUGCUGAAAAAAAGAGCCGUUUUCUUCCUUACCAAGAAGGUCACUCAAAGAAGCGAUUGUGUAAUCGUGAAAGUGACAACUCUGAGGAAGAAAACGACAACCAGGUUAAUGUUAACCUCCCUGACAGUGAAUUAAAAAAUUUGGACAUAGCAUCAGAGAGUCAGAAUGAAGAUAUCUUUCCAAAUUUACCUUUCUGUUUACAACAAGACGGCGAAGAAAACAAUGCAGAUUCACGAUCAGAAUCUACAAUGCCUUCCCCAGGCAGAGAAGAACAUGACGAAGAUGUUGACGACGAAAGGGAAGACAGCCAAUUAAGUACAAGUUCACUAGAUACCGAUAGACCCUUAUUCUUGAAAGAAAUUAGGUCAAAAAGAAGGAAACUUUUAAUUCCCAGUGAAACUACUAGUAGCGAACAUAGUGAUGAUAGUGAUUCUGACGAUUCUAAUGAUUCUGACUCUAGAAUAACAGAUAGUAGUCCCGCAAGCGUUGAAAACGAUAUUUUAAAAAGCCAGAGAAUAUCUAAAUCACUUGAUAGACAAUCAAUUGUUAAUAAAUACAACUUGACAGAACUUAUCUUUUGCAAAGAAACAGGAGUGAAAAAAGCAAAAACUUUCUCAAGAGAUGUUAUUUCACUUCAACAUAACAUAACUCGUUUGUCAAAAUACGGAUUAUUGGAUGAACAUAAUGGUUGUGUAAAUGCUUUACAUUUUAAUGAAACAGGAACUCUUAUAGCUUCAGGUAGUGAUGAUAUGAAUAUAAUUCUUUGGGACUGGGAAAGACUAAAACCAUACGUUAUUUAUGGUAGUGGUCAUGAAGCUAAUGUAUUUCAAUGCAAAUUCCUACCCGCUUCGAAUGAUUCUGUCAUUAUAAGCGCUGCGCGAGAUGGUCAAAUAAGAAUAGCUGAUAUUAGUUCCUCAGGUACAUGUAAAGGAACGCGUAGAUUGGCUCGACAUGAGGGACCUGCUCAUAGGAUAACGCUAUUCCAUGAUUCUUGUCAUGAAUUUUUAACUUGCGGAGAGGACGGACUAGUCUAUCAAAUUGACUGUAGAGAACCGAAACCAGUGAAAUUAUUGAUUGUGAAAGAAGAAUCAAAGCUCAUGCCUCUAUAUUCAAUUCAUGCAAAUCCUAUGAAUUCAAAUGAAUUUUGUGUUGGAGGAAAAGAUCCCUAUAUUAGAGUUUUUGAUAGAAGAAAAAUUAAAAGAUCGAAUAAAGUCCUUUCCCCCGACCCAAUUAAAAAAUACUGUCCACAUCAUCUCACAAAAAAAGAUAGGGCCAAUGUUACAUGCGCAUGUUAUAAUUACGAUGGUUCAGAGAUCCUUGGAACAUAUAACGACGACGACAUUUACCUUUUCAACAAUAAUCAUUCGGAUGGAGAUGAUUUUAAGCACAGAUAUUCUGGACAUAGAAACAAUCAAACAGUAAAAGGAGUUAAUUUCUACGGACAGAGGAAUGAAUAUAUAGUCAGUGGCAGCGAUUGUGGAAAUAUAUUUUUCUGGGAGAAGGAGAGCGAGGCUAUUGUUAGCUAUUUUAAAGGUGAUAACGGUGGGGUUGUGAAUGUUCUUGAACCUCAUCCAACCUUACCAGUAUUAGCUACUAGCGGAUUAGAUAACGAUGUUAAAUUGUGGAUGCCAAACCCUUCGGAGGACAAUUCUCUAGAAGAUUUAGAAGUGUUAAUGGACAACAAUUGGGACGACAGAAAAGCAGAUAAACGAUUGAUGCCAUAUGCAGAUGAUGAAAGCAUGAUACGGCAUUUGAUGAGAACUUUAUCACAGAGACGAACUACUGCUGAUGAUUCUAGCAGGGACUGGAAUAUUACUGAUGAUGGCGACGAUAGCCAUCAAAUACAGUGUGCCCCUCAGUGA
Messenger RNA from Dimorphilus gyrociliatus, 2146 nucleotides. The record is from the annotation of a GenBank genome assembly. Lineage: Eukaryota; Metazoa; Annelida; Polychaeta; Dinophilidae.